Molecule: messenger RNA, 1451 nt
Organism: Oncorhynchus mykiss (rainbow trout)
Lineage: Eukaryota; Metazoa; Chordata; Actinopteri; Salmoniformes; Salmonidae
Gene: ub2r1
Product: Ubiquitin-conjugating enzyme E2-32 kDa complementing
Source: RefSeq, marked provisional
GCAGAAUCAGGUGGCUAGCUAGGUUGUUACGUGUGUUCGAGUAAACAACGAGGUUAAAUAGAUUCGCUAGUUUGUUAUUUUACCAUGGCGCAACAUGGUCCUACUCACGUAGCAAGCUCACAGAAAGCAUUAAUGUUAGAAAUGAAGAGCCUUCAAGAGGAGCCAGUCGAGGGCUUCAGAAUAACAUUGGUGGACGAGGCAGAUUUAUACAAUUGGGAAGUGGCCAUUUUUGGACCUCCUAACACUCACUAUGAAGGAGGGUAUUUCAAGGCUCGCAUCAAAUUCCCCAUUGACUACCCCUAUUCACCACCUGCUUUCCGUUUCCUCACCAAGAUGUGGCACCCCAACAUCUAUGAGGUAAGAAGAGAUAUACAAUUUUAAUUAAAAUUUUAAUACUUUUUAAUUCUAGAAAAAUACAUUGUGUUAUCUUUUAUUAAACUAGGCAAGUCAGUUAAGAACAAAUUCUUAUUUACAAUGACAGCCAAACCCGGACAACGGCAGCUGUAUGGUACUCUCAAUCACAGCUGAAUGUGAUUCAGCUUAGAUUCGAACCAGGGACUGCAGUGACGCACGCAUCUUGCACUGAGAUGCAGUGCCUUAGACCGCUGUGGCAAUUAAUUACUCCAUGUAAUUCAUUUUGACAUUUUGUGGUGUUAAUCUACAUUUCUCUCCAUCUUUUUGUGGCCUAAUCCUAGUCACACCUGCAAUUUGUGAACAUGAACCUGUCUGUGUAUUAAUUUUAGCCUCUUCCCUGUGUUAGAAUGGGGACGUGUGUAUAUCCAUUCUGCACCCUCCAGUUGAUGACCCUCAGAGUGGAGAGCUGCCCUCUGAGAGGUGGAACCCUACCCAGAAUGUUAGGUACACAUCUCAGCAUGUUCUCUAACCCCACAUCCCCUUCUCUCUGUACCUUUUCCUUCUGCGACCUUCUCCCAUUACCAAACAGUUGACAAAUUCAGCUAGGUCCCUCCCUGUUUCAUUUGGUUUGCUUCACUCUCCCUUCUAUCACGCUCCCUUUUCAUCCCUUCUUUCUCUGUCCCUUUCCUCUAUGCCCCGCUCUCUCCCAUUGUGCUGUGUCACUCAUACUCAGACAUGUGUCAUGUGAUCUAUCUGGCUUCAGUGGAACCUCUCCAAGACUGCACAGAAACCCUGUUACACUUUGUUUAUUUUCUGUCUGACCCAGUUACGUGGAAUACUAUAAGUCAUGUUUGUCAGUUCUAAUUUAAGAAGUUGUAGGUCUUAUUUUUACCAGCAACAUUUUAGGUUUAUAUCAACAUCGACAGGCAUAAAUAUCCUAGCCUGUAUCCCACAAAGCAGGAUCAAUGAGUCAACCAGCUUACUUCGAUAGGAACUGCUUGGUGCUUCUUUCUGACAUCAAACCCUCUGUGUGGCUCCUGUAGGACCAUCCUUCUGAGUGUCAUCUCUCUGCUGAACGAGCCCAACACCUUCUCCCC